AUGGCUCUAUCACUCAUCUCGCUCCCAAACGAUGUGCUUCUCAUGAUAGCGGAACAACUCGAUCAACAUUUGGAUCGAUGGAACAUCGUUUUCGUCUGCCGCCAUUUCCAUAAUCUCUUCAUUUCUAUGGUGUACCGAGCGGUGCCGCUUCAGAAUCAGCGUGCGGCCAAUUCCUUCCUCCACGCCAUAUCCCGGCGCCCCUACCUUGCGAGAGCAGUGCGACAUCUGGACUUGAGUGCAUGGGGGACAAAGGAAAUCGCAGAGGAAGACCGAUGGGAGCUCGAAAGAUCCGUACUAAUCAGGGAAUGCAUCCACAGCUUAUCACAUUCGGAGGGGGAGGCGACGCAAUGGCAGGAAAGCUUGACCCGUGGCCGGAGUGAAGCGUGGUCGGCUCUUUUGUUGCCUCUGCUAAGUCAUUUAGAACAGCUUCAGGUUGCUCACGGGUCAGAAACAACCUGCCUCGAACGCUCACUCGAACGGGCACUCAAGGGGGACAAGUCUUUCCGCGGCGGGCGUGCACUCCAACACCUGGCCCAUGUCUUUCUCCAUCACCGUGAGGAUCUCAACCCUUCAAGGAAUGAGCAUCCUGCUGCGGAACGUUCUGCCCAGUCACCAUCCACGCUGCUACUGCCAUUCUUCCAAUUGCCCUCGAUGCGGACGAUCAUCGCCACUGCGGUGGUGGACUCAAGCCUUUCCAACGAGGAGCCGGCAUUGGAGCCCUUCGAUUUAUCGUCGAUUAAAAACAUCGAUUUGCGAGCAAGUAGUGUAAACAAUGGAAUGGAGGCGUUGAUCACCUCCUGUGCAGAUUUGAAGUCCUUCAAGUAUCAACAUUCUGAUUCGCACCUGCACUCCCGCGGCUACCAACCCACCGCCUUCUAUCGCUCGUUGUCUCACAGCAAGCGAACUCUAGAGGUCCUAUGGUUGGAUCAUUAUGGGGACCACUAUGCAUUUACUGCAGCUGGGCUGAAUCAAACUCACGAUGAAUGGUUUGGAUCCUUAGCCGAAUUCAGUGCUCUCCGGGAGGUCCGCAUUCGCCUGCCGAACCUGCUCGAUAUCCGUUACCAAAGCGAACCCGCCACAUCUCUCUUGAACUGUCUCCCGGCUUCGUUGGAGACCAUCUACAUCGAAGGUUGUGAGGAGCGACACCUGGCAAUGUUGGUGUCUCAACUUCGUAUUGUGGUCAAGAGCCACCGAACGCGUCUGCCCCGACUUCAACGAAUUGAUGUUGAAGGGGAUUUCCACAAUGCUUCUGAUGAGUCUGGCGAAUUCAGGCCCCCGGAAUCUGAUCCAGCCAACAACAACAUCAUCAAGCAGAAGAUUCUACAAGCAGCUGAGCCACUCCAUUUGGAUUGUGCCGCUGCUGGGUUAGAACUUCAUCUCCACGAUCGCGUCUUCACCCGGGAGAUCCCAACCUAA
This is a messenger RNA of Penicillium macrosclerotiorum, 1416 nucleotides long. RefSeq lists its product as uncharacterized. The coding region runs from base 1 to 1416 and encodes 471 amino acids. Gene Ontology annotation, molecular function: protein binding. The record is from RefSeq and is a predicted model, not a curated record. Lineage: Eukaryota; Fungi; Ascomycota; Eurotiomycetes; Eurotiales; Aspergillaceae. The transcript has a single exon.